ACCUAGUAGAUUUAAAUGCACCUUCGAUACACAACCAUGUAUGCACCGGCGGUUUACCUAGACAACACACGUGCUUCCGUAUAUCGUGUUGAAUUUCAAAUUCACACGAGUGGAUUGUGUUUAAUAGGAGAAUCGAAAAUGCUUCCUGUUUCAAUUCAAUAUGUGCUGGUUUUUCUCAAACUCGCCGCGCUUGGAUAAACAACAAAGUAUUUUGCCGCGAUCGUUACUAUCUUUAUACUAUUUUAACUACCCUGUUGCACGCAUUGCGAUUCGUGCCUGUUUAGUAAGGCACAAAAAUCUAUCGUUAGGCUCGUACGCGACUCAUUUGUUCCAGAAGCUCGUUAUGAUCAACGUCGUGAUCUUAGUUGUUAGUAUAUCCCAAGUGCUGAUUGUUCCAGCAUUUGGGGCCAACAUUCUGUGCUUAACUCCGAUUCCGAGCUACAGCCAUCAUAUCUGGAAUCGAGCAUGGAUAGAAGCGCUGGCAGCAAAAGGACACAAUUUAACGGUUGUCUCUGCCGAUGUGGAAAACAUCCCAAAGGCGAAUAUAACUUAUAUUCACCUGGAGAAGGCCUACUCCUAUCUGCACGAAGUGUUGGAUCUAUCCGAGAUGGCAAACAAAAACACCUUCGGAGGUGUUCGUGAUUUAUAUGCGUGGGGAACCGGAAUGUGCAAAGGUGUGCUGAAUUCGAACGGAAUGCACCGUAUUAUGGAUUAUCCUGAUGAUUUUAAGUUUGAUCUCGUGAUCGCGGACGUCACGCUGGGACCAUGCAUGUUUGGGCUACUUCAUAAGUUUGGAAAUCCACCGAUUAUAGGCGUUACAGCAUACAACAACCCUUCGUACACGCCCGAUUUUGUUGGCGGCCGCAAGGAACACGGAUAUGUUCCGUAUGUGAUGCUUAAUUAUGACGAUGAUAUGAACUUUUUUCAACGUGUGUACAACUAUGCCGUGUACAGCUAUGACAACUAUUAUCGCCAUAACGUGUUCUUACCGAAGAUAGAGUCUAUGAUGAAACGAUUCUAUAACCAAACACAUAUGGAAAGUGCAUCAGAAUUAGAAAAUCGGAUAUUCCUCUUGCUCGCCAACUUCCACUAUUCGGUAGAUUUUCCCGAGUCGAUUCCUCCAAACCACAUUCCGGUGGGAGGUCUACAGAUAGCGUCACCCAAACCUCUUCCGGUGGAUCUGAAAUCAUUCAUCGAAUCUGGCAAAAAAGGAACCGUGAUGUUCUCGUUGGGAACUAAUGUAAUGAGUAGUGACCUCGGCAGUGAAACAAUUGAAAUGUUCCUAAAUGUUUUUAAACAAAUACCUGAGUAUAAUUUUGUAUGGAAAUUUGAAGCCAAUUUGGAGCGCGAUCUUCCAAAUAAUGUUCUAAUCCAAAAAUUCCUCCCGCAAAAUGAUAUUCUUGCUCACCCUGCUAUGAAGGCUUUCAUAACACAUGGAGGAAUGCUGAGUACACACGAAGCCACCUGGCACGGUGUGCCAUUGGUAGGAAUUCCUUUCGUUUGUGAUCAGUAUCGAAACCUUCACAAAUCAGUUCGUGCUGGAGCUGCCGUGAAGUUGGAACAUAGUUCACUGACAGAGCAGAAGAUCAAAAAUGCUUUAAUCGAAGUUCUAGAGAACCCGGCUUUCCGCAAAAGAAUGCAAGCGAGGUCAUCUCUGUUUCGAGAUCAACCGGAACUUCCCUUGGAGCGCGCUGUGUGGUGGAUGGAAUGGGCCAUUCGUCACCCGAAUUCAAAACAAAUCCAGUCGCCUUCCAAGUGGAUGAGUGCUUGGAAAAGCGAGCUGUAUGAUGUGAAAGUAUUCCUUCUUGUUAUUUUAAUGGUAGUUGUUGUAUGCAUAAAAAUGUUCAUAAAAAGAAUAUUAUUGACCAACCCGAACGAUUCUAGACUAUCAGAUAAGAAAAAAAAUCAAGUUCCUGAUGAUUCUUGUGACGAUCCCGAUUUUGACUUCAAGCGAUGUGACUUCACUGCACUGAACAGUCUUCUUUCAGGUGUUGACUGGAACGAAAUCAUUGGCGCAGAGUCAACAAACUGCGCAACGGCAGUAUUCUAUGAAAAAGUUUACGAGAUCCUUCGCGAUAACGUUCCUCGCAAACGAAGAUGUCAAGCACCCAGUUUUAAGCACUCAUGGUGGACGUCGGAGUUGCGACGUCUCCGUAACAGCGUCCGCAAAGCCCGAAAAGUUUACUUUCGAGAAAAAUCCAGUGACGCGAAAGAAAAGCUUAAGCAUCUUGAAGCGUGCUAUAGUGAGUGUCGAAUAGCAGCUUUUCGCUCUUAUACAGAUCGAAUUGAAUCGAAUUUGAAACAGAAUCCGAAAAGCUUCUGGUCGUAUGUGAAAAGUCGUAAAAGCGGAUCGCAUAUUCCGGAGAAUGUAUCGUAUGGUGACUUAACAGCUGAAGAAGCGGCUAAUCUGUUCGCAAAUUUCUUCCGAAGCGUGCACAGUGAUGACCCACCAGCAUUCUCUGCAACAGAGUUUAACAACAUUUCGCCGCUAAACGUAAGUUUGCCACCGUUAACCAUCACUCCGAAUGCUGUUCUUUCAGCCCUGAAGAAACUUGACAUCUCCAAAGGCGCUGGUACCGAUCGUUUGCCUCCAACUUUCCUAAAAGAGUGUGCCGAAUCUCUGAUGACUCCGCUCAGCCUCAUCUUCAACCGUUCGCUGAUUGAACGAUCGUUCCCAACUAUGUGGAAGACGGCUUCGAUUACUCCCAACAAUAUCCUAGACGGUGAAAUAAAUGAAUAUAAUCUGGACGGUUGUGGUGGAUCAAGAGCUUGGUCAGAACAGUGCGAUCCCAGUACAGCUCGAAACUCUCAUUUUCCUGGACAGGUGCAGGCAAGUACCGGUAGUUUGAUAAGCGACUGCUCGUUUAAGUCCGUUCAAACUAAUAAUCGAUGUUGUAACCUUUUCCGACAAAUAAUCAUGGAUCAAAGAGUCAAUCUUUACACCAUAAUUACGUUAACACUUUCUACCCUGCACAUAACAAAUGGGGCGAAUAUAUUGGGCAUUAUGACCGUCCCCAGCCCGAGUCAUCAUAUCUGGAACCGUGUGUGGAUAGAAGCUCUCGCCGAACGUGGACAUAACGUAACAAUCAUUUCAGCCGAUGGCGAUAAGCCGAGAACGAAUCUUACCUAUAUGUUGUUGGAGAAAGUAUACCCUUCACUGACCGAAGGACUUGAUUACAUAGAAAUGUCGAAAGAAUCUACGUUUAAAACUGUAUUCUCAUUCCUCAACUUCUACACAAGCAUUUGUGAUGCAAUGCUCACAUCAAACGGAUUGGAUGACAUUCUUGGGUACCCCAAGGAUUUCAAAUUCGAUCUCGUAGUGUACGAUUUCGGUUGUGGUCCAUGUCUGCUGCCUCUACUACACAGAUUCAAGUAUCCACCGUUAGUAUCACUGACACCUUUUGGAAAUCCUCCCUACUCGGUGGAUGUGAUUGGCGGACACAAACAUUACGCCUAUACGCCAUACUUCGCUCUCAAUUACGUUGGUAAAUUGAAUUUCAUGCAGCGCGCGUACAACACAUUUAUCAAUCUACUUAGCUCGGUAUACCGCAAGUUUUACAUAAUGCCAAAGGUCGAUCAACAAGCGAGAACGAAAUUCAAAUACUCCGAUAUGCCGUAUUUGGAAGAUUUGGAACAGCGUAGCCAAAUUAUGUUGGUCAAUACAAACCCUAUCAUGAACGCUCUGGAACCCCUUCCUCCAAAUGUGAUCGCAGUGGGAGGUGCACACAUAAAGGACCCGACACCGUUACCUGAGAAACUCGAAAAUUUCAUCCGCGGUAGUGCCAAAGGAGCCGUUCUAUUUUCUUUGGGUUCAAACGUUCGAAGCGAUAAAAUGGACAAGCAACGCCAGUUGAUGUUCAUUGAGGCGUUCCGUCAAAUGCCUCAAUAUCAUUUUCUGUGGAAGUUUGAAUCAGAUCUAGAUUUGGAUUUACCACCGAAUGUGAUGAUUGAACGAUGGAUGCCGCAGACCAGUAUUCUUGCGCAUCCGAAGACUAAAGCGUUUAUAACGCAUUCCGGGGGAUUGAGUACCCAGGAAGCAUCGUGGUUCGGAGUGCCGCUGAUAGGGAUGCCGUUUUUCAUGGAUCAGAUCACAAAUUGCCGACGAGCGGUAGCUGAAGGUGUGGCAGAGUCCCUGGACUUUGGAUCGUUGUCCGUGGAUAAAAUACGAAACACCGUAUUGAAGGUGCUAGAAAAUCCAAAAUAUAGGGAAAACAUGAAGCAAAGAUCGAAGUUCUUCCGGGAUCAACCCGAAAAACCACUCGAUCGAGCAAUCUGGUGGAUUGAGUUCGUCCUCCGGCAUGGUGAAAUUGAGCACCUGCGGUCUCCAACGCUAGAUUUGGGUACAGUUCAAUCAAACCUGAUCGAUGUUUACGGGUUCUUUUUAUUUGUUCUGUUGGUUGUUUAUAAAAUGAUUGUAUACUUGUUGGGGAAUUUUUCCUAUAGGAAGAAGAGUAGUAAGUCGUUGAAACGAGAUUAACGAUGAAAUUCUCUGGUGAAUAUAUUAUUUUUUCAUGAAAGAAAAUUUGUAAAAUCAAUACUAACGAAUACAACCACCUAAUAGUUAA
Messenger RNA from Toxorhynchites rutilus septentrionalis, 4565 nucleotides. RefSeq lists its product as uncharacterized. Gene Ontology annotation, molecular function: UDP-glycosyltransferase activity. The transcript has 12 exons. Lineage: Eukaryota; Metazoa; Arthropoda; Insecta; Diptera; Culicidae. The coding region runs from base 161 to 4477 and encodes 1438 amino acids. The record is from RefSeq and is a predicted model, not a curated record.